GUGUUCCAACGAUUUUCAUUGCGGCAAACCACAAGAAAGUAUAUAUUCUUAGUUAUUCGGUCAAAUAUGUAUUAAUAAUUAAUUUAAUGCACAUGUGUGUGUGUUUGUUAUCGUGAAUAUCUUCCUUUAAUACGCCCAAAUUAAACAACAACAAAUAAAGUUGACGGCGUUUUCACCGUAGCAAGAGUUAUUAACAAAUUAGUAAUGUCACGGCCAACAUCGUUAACACUUAACCCUAUUCUCAAACUUUGUUUUAUGUGGUUGUAUUCAUCACUCAACUGUUUGGCCUAUUAAAUUUGCCCUUCAAUUUUAAGACAAAACGUUUCUCACAAAAGGGAAUUUACAAUAGGAUUUAUUGUGGCAUUCUUCACCUACUUUAUUGUGGAUUUUUACCCUUUGCUGCCACCUCACCCGUUACCGACAAUGCCGCCUACAAGAAGGCAUCGUUUUAUGUCAUUUUAAACUAUGCCAUUACCAUUUUGAGAUUACCAGCAUUAAUUUUCACCCUAUGGGGAGUUUGGUGGCAUAGCAAAAAUCUUUACUGUGUGAUUCAAGACUUCGAGAAAUUGCGCUUGGAGAAUUUCCAUAAUUUGAAGGAAUCGAAACGAUACCAGAUAAUCAAGAAGAACGAUCGGUUGGUGUGGUCAAAAAUCCUAACAACACUGAGUGUGAUGAUCAUGUUCUACUUUCGAAUAUUUAUGUUUGCCAAAGAACCCUCACUGAGUUUUAUUUUGUUGUCCAUUUAUUUCGGCUGUUUGGAGUGUUUAACUAUUUACACCAUAAAUUUCUUUUUCUGUGGCAUAUGUUAUGCCAAUUGUGCGCUACAUUAUGUCAAAGAGAUAUUGGAUGAACUCGAAGGAGAUUCAAUUUCAUUUAGAAUACAUCGCCUUUCCCAAGUGUUCGGAGAUAUUUGCAAGACCACUAAGAACUUGUUUAUCAUUUUCCAAUGGCAAAUAUUGUCCAUAAUGUUGGCAGCAAUGAUUGCGCUGAUUGCCUUAUUCUUCAACUUGAUAAUCCUGUGGUUUACAUCGCCGAGGAUAUUUCAAAUUCCUGUGAUAGUUUUAACUCUGCAAGCAGCCUUUAUAAAUAUGGGAGAGAUUUUUGUAACGGCAUAUGUAUUGAAUGACAUGAAGGAGUGCCUGAAGGAUAUACAGCGAGUUCUGAUGGAACUCACAUGGAAAUGUGAUUUUUUCAACAACAAGGAGUUGGAUAAUGUUAUGGACAUGUUUUCGCUGCACCUGUGUGUUCGAGCACCUCAAGCUAAUCUCUGUGGAUUCUUUGAUUUUGAUAUGCGUAUAGCUAUUAAAUUCUUACAAGCAAUGCUGAUUCAUUUGAUAUUGUUGGUGCAAUUUCAUUUCAGACACAUGGUGUAGAAUUGUAGUGAAAUAGAAAAAGUAAAGGGUCGAUUUGGUGGCACUAAAGAAGAGAGUUUUAUAAAUCGGGAGUCUAUAAGGCAGUUCAAAAAUGUAAAGUAGUACUUUCAGAGUUUUGUAUAAAUUGUUCUAUCUAUGCAAGGUUUCUCCAGUAACAUUUAAUAAACUCUCCGUAUGCAAUUUUUCAAA
Messenger RNA from Musca domestica (house fly), 1562 nucleotides. RefSeq lists its product as uncharacterized. NCBI's taxonomy places the organism in Eukaryota, Metazoa, Arthropoda, Insecta, Diptera, Muscidae. The coding region runs from base 672 to 1373 and encodes 233 amino acids. Gene Ontology annotation, cellular component: membrane. Gene Ontology annotation, biological process: sensory perception of taste. The record is from RefSeq and is a predicted model, not a curated record. The transcript is spliced from 2 exons.